AUGUCUACGGCAACCUCUGCGCAUUCUUCCGUCGUUGUACUUGAGCGCCACACACUGCAGUGUGCUAACAAGAACCAUUAUUCGGAUCUAUCCAAAGUUCAACUUGGACCGCUCGACCAGCUGGUCGCUCCCUUCAUACCUGUUGCCGUCGUGUUUGUUUACGAACAAUCCGGCUCCACGGAGACCAUCCCGGUGCAAUACCUACAGCGAGCAUUAGAACUCUUGCUGGAUUAUUAUCCACUCCUUACUGGCCGUCUUCAUAUAGCGACUGAUGGUACCUAUGAAGUAACUAGUCUGGGUGCCGGCGCUGAGCUUCUAGUAGCCCAAUGUAGCGAGCACCUCGAUUCAUUUUCAUCUACACAAGGGCGGAUAUUACUCAUGGACCUUCCCAGUGGUAGCAAGGCCCUCUUUGGCCCCUUCGACGCGUCUUUGGAGGGGAGCUGCCGGGAUUCUCUCUUCACCGUGCAACACACUCGCUUUGCGUGUGGUAGCGUAGCACUCGGGGUUCGCCUACGCCAUAUUAAUUGCGAUGGUCAUGGUUUCUUCCAGUUCAUGCGGGAUCUAGCAGAGCUCUAUCGCGGCCUUAAAUCUGCUGGCAUUCCAACACUUAGUCACCCGCCACACUUUCAGCCCUACAUGUCAGACCUUGAAAUGACAUUGGAUGAGAAGCAGGCAGCUCUUGCAUUCCGUCCAUCGUUGCUGGUGGUUGAACCAGAAGUACUACCUUCAGAGGCAAUGACGGUCCCUGCUAGUGAACCUCAGACGCCUGUUGUUGGCCGCAUUCUCCGCUUUUCAGGUGCUAAACUCGAGGCCCUCAAGGCACUUGCGACGAAUCCGAAUGAAAUAAAUACCUGGGUAUCGACUUUCGAGGCCAUAUCAGCUCUCCUAUACCAAAGCGUCUACCGAGCUCGCUUGAAAUAUUUUGAAAAUGACCCUUCUGCAAUGUCCCCUCCAGAUUUUUUGACCCCCGUCGAUUUCCGCGGCAAUAGAUUCCCUGAUCUCCCGACCUUAUACUUUCCCAAUGCUUUACUCUGCCUUUUUACCUCGCUUUCGCACGAUGUUCUCGCUCACGCCCCACUCUGGCAAAUUGCAAAACACCUUCAUGAUCUCAUGCGCAACGAAGUGCCUGAUGCGCAACAUUUAAAGAGCACACUUCGUUGGAUUACUGCUCAGCCCGACAAACGUCGUAUUCGUUCAGGUUUUCGAUACGGUAACGGUAGCAUCAUGGUUAGCCAGUGGGCAAAGUUCGAGAUGUAUGAAGGAACAGACUUUGAAGAUGGGCAGAAACCGAUCCUGGUGUCAACACCGUUCACGUCAAUCUCACUAGUGGAUGGUUUAGCUUACACUCUACCGACUGAGAUGCAAGGGAAGACAGGCGGAGACAAACGGGCCAUUGAUGUUAAUUUGGCGUUGAGUAGCCCAAUUUGGGAGAUCCUAGAACAUGACGAGCAGCUGAAGCGGUUUUCAUCAUCAUGGGCCGGUGAUAGUGCUCAAACAUAA
This is a messenger RNA of Lentinula edodes (shiitake mushroom), 1500 nucleotides long. RefSeq names its product transferase. The coding region runs from base 1 to 1500 and encodes 499 amino acids. NCBI's taxonomy places the organism in Eukaryota, Fungi, Basidiomycota, Agaricomycetes, Agaricales, Omphalotaceae. Gene Ontology annotation, molecular function: acyltransferase activity, transferring groups other than amino-acyl groups. The transcript has 2 exons. The record is from RefSeq and is a predicted model, not a curated record.